ACAUCCACAAACCAAUGCACACAUCACAAACACGAGACAGUGCAGACAGAGAGGGGGAGACAGGGACAGGAAAGCAAAGCGGAGUAGUGAGAGGCAGAGAGUGAGACAAUCAGCAGGACUUCUGCGAAGAGGAUUCACCCUUGACUGAAUGAAAACUUUCUAGGGAAGCCGGAAAGGAUCUUUAGAGAGUCCUGGGUAUUUGAUCUGAUUUGACCUUUGAUCUACUGUAUAAAGAAACUCCUCUGGACAUCAUGGAUGGAGAAUCAACCAGCCAAGGGACAUCUGAGUCCACAGAGGCGACUAAUCAGACUGACACCAACAACAACACCCAGGCAGAUGAACCAGGGCUGGAGGAGAAUAAAGACACAGGGGCAAAGUGCUCAGAAGUGGAGACAGCAGAAGGUCAGGUGGGGGAGAAGGGGGAGGAGAAUACAGUACCGCAACAGGGAGGAGUAGAGGAGGCCAAUGCUGGAGAUACAGAUGAGUCCCAGGCUGUUUCAAAGCCUGUUGAAGGUAACAGUGAAGAGGCUUGUCAAGAUAAAGACAAAGCAUCUACUGAUGUGAAGGAUCCUGAACCCGUAAAUGGAGAAAAAGAAGGGGAGGGAGAGGUGGACGAAGACAAGAAAGGAGAGCAGGUGGAAGAGGUCAAGACUGGGAAAGAUGGAGAGGAGGUAAAGGACAAAACCAAAGACGAGGAGACGAGUAAAACUGGGGAAAAGGCAAAGGAAGAAGAGAAAGAUGUGUGUGGAAAGGCAGCAAAGGAGGCAGAGAAGAAAAAACAAGCCAAAGAAGCAGAUGUAGAAAUGAAAGACAAAGGAAAGAUGAAGGAGGUAGAAAAGCAAGGGAAGCCCAAAAGAAAGAGUGGUCCUCCUUCCUCUGCUCUCUCCCGACCAAGACCCUCUGCGCGCUCCGUCAGAGUGUCCACUAAAAACAACAUCAUUGCAAAGUUUGAACAAGGUGCACCAGAGACACCAAUAGCCCGCAACUUCAAAAUUCAGAGGUCGUCUGCAGCUGUGGCCACAGGAGCUUCAAUCAAACAGAAGAUGCUUCAGUGGUGUCGCAACAAAACCCGAAACUACGAGGGCGUCAACAUCGAAAACUUCUCAUCGUCCUGGUGUGAUGGGAUGGCGUUCUGUGCUCUGAUCCAUCGUUUCUUUCCAGACGCUUUCGACUACAGCUCUCUCAGUCCAAAGGAGAGGGAGAAAAACUUCACUCUGGCCUUCCAAACUGCAGAGUCCCUGGCUGACUGCUGCCCUCUGCUGGAAGUGUCUGACAUGAUCAUGAUGGGUAACAACCCGGACCCCAUGUGUGUAUUCACUUAUGUCCAGUCCCUCUGCCACAGCCUGUCCAAAAUAGAGAAAGAGAGGAAGGAAAAAGAAAAGGAGCAGAAAGAGAAGUCUGGUAAUGAGGGAGAAGAGAUGGAGAAAGGAGAGGAUGCAGCAGGUGAGGCGUCGAUGGAGAAGGAUGAAGAAGAGUCGGCUCAGAACGGGACUAUGGAUAGCCAAGAGGAGAAAGAGGGAGAAAGAGUUGAGCUAGAGGGAACCGGUGAGGAGGAAGAUGCAUCAAAAAGCUGCGAGGUGCAGGAAGGUGGAGGAGUUUUAGUCGAGGCAGAGUCCUAGAAAAACACUGACAGCACACAGAAAGACUGAAAAGACCAAAAAGAUUGCUGAUGGUUGCAGAACUACAAUGAGUAAGUCUUAGUUUAGUGUUUGACUGACUACUCUCAGUGUAAAGAGGCACAUCAGGUUGACUCUCAGCUCAAAUACGGGCAAUGUGAUGUUACAGUUAGCUGAAUGUUUGAAAGUGUAUUAUGCUGAGGGUUUUUUGUUAGUUUUUUUUUUAAUUGACUGCCCUGUUGUUUGUUUUUGAGCACAUAAAGUUGGAGUUUUAAUUAUGCUAUUUGUUGUGUUUAUACAGAAUCAUAAAUUAAAUAGUGGAAUUGUGAAUUUUAAAGUUUUUGUGCACCAAUAAAAAUUCUUUUACAAGACAUUUGGCUGCAAGUAGACGAGGUACAGUACCGAAAUCAUUUAAUAAGAAGAAUUUAGCGCAUGCAAUGGAGAUACAUAGACAAUGACUGUAAUAAUUCAAUGCCAGAUUUAUGUAUUAUUAUGAGACAUUUUAUCAUUAUCAGAUGUGUGCUUUACUUUGUUUUCUCUACAGCAGUCAUCAAGGAUUCACUCUUAACAAACGUAAGAGGCCUUCUCUUUUUUUUUUAAGUCAAAAGAAGUCUGUUAAAUAAGUGUUUAUUCUUCAGUUUGUGAGGAGGAGUGACAUUUAGAUCACUGAAUAGCCCCUG
Messenger RNA from Toxotes jaculatrix (banded archerfish), 2296 nucleotides. It is a transcript of the gene smtnl1, whose product is annotated as smoothelin-like 1. Gene Ontology annotation, molecular function: protein binding. Gene Ontology annotation, cellular component: microtubule organizing center; filamentous actin. The transcript is spliced from 5 exons. Gene Ontology annotation, biological process: actin cytoskeleton organization. The coding region runs from base 252 to 1619 and encodes 455 amino acids. NCBI's taxonomy places the organism in Eukaryota, Metazoa, Chordata, Actinopteri, Toxotidae. The record is from RefSeq and is a predicted model, not a curated record.